Molecule: messenger RNA, 2193 nt
Organism: Bacillus rossius redtenbacheri
Lineage: Eukaryota; Metazoa; Arthropoda; Insecta; Phasmatodea; Bacillidae
Product: myrosinase 1-like
Exons: 11
Coding region: 19-1464 (481 amino acids)
Biological process (GO): carbohydrate metabolic process
Molecular function (GO): beta-glucosidase activity
Source: RefSeq, a predicted model, not a curated record
UGUUCUGUGAUUGGCAUCAUGUCGGUUGUGAAGGGCGUUGCUGAUUCUUUCUUUGCUUUCCCGAAGGACUUCCUAUUUGGCGCGUCCACAGCCUCGUAUCAGAUUGAAGGCGCCUGGAAUGUGAAUGGUAAAGGUGAAAGUAUUUGGGACCGGUUCACACAUACGCAUCCCAGCUGGAUAAAAGAUAGUGAGAAUGCGGAUGUUGCGGCGGAUUCGUAUCACUUGUACAAAGAUGAUAUCCAAGCACUCACGGACAUGAAGGUGGACUUUUAUAGGUUCUCUAUCGCUUGGUCGAGAAUCCUCCCAAAAGGUGAUACGAGUCUCAUCAAUAAAGAUGGCAUCAACUACUAUAACAAUCUAAUUAAUGAACUUCUGAAACACAAAAUACAACCUAUGGUAACUAUGUACCACUGGGACUUGCCACAGCCUCUCCAAGAACUCGGCGGCUGGCCAAACCCUCUGUUGGUGGACUACUUUGAAGAUUUUGCUCGGCUGUUGUACAAGAACUUCGGGGACCGGGUGAAGUGGUGGGUGACGCUGAACGAGGGGGCAGAGGUGGCGGCCGGGUACAGCUCACCGCGACACUACGCCCCAGGGGUGGAGGCCCCGGGUGUGGGCGACUACCUGGCAGCCCACACACUGCUGCGUGCCCACGCCAGGGCGUACUGGCUCUACGACUCUCACUUCCGCCGCUGCCAGGGAGGUAAUGUUGGAAUAACUCUCAACUCAGCGUGGGUAGAGCCGCUAGCAGACACAGAGGAAGAUCACACUGCAUCUGAGCGAGCCCUGCAGUUCAUGCUGGGGUGGCUGGCUCACCCCAUAUUCACCGAGGAAGGAGACUACCCCUUGGUCAUGAAGGAGAGAGUCGCACACAACAGUAAGGCGGAGGGCUACAGCCACUCGAGGCUGCCCACAUUCACAGCAGACUGGAUCACCGCUCUCCGAGGAUCAGCCGACUACUUCGCCCUCAACCACUACUCAACACUGCUGGCCACGCCUGGCGACGCGGGAGGCGUGCCAUCCAAGGACCACGACGCAGGCGUGGUCAUGAGUCAAGACCCAUCAUGGCCAGCAUCCGCUUCCUCGUGGCUGAAGGUGGUGCCGUGGGGAAUGCGGAAGCUGCUCAACUGGAUCGCGAAGGAGUACGGUAACCCUAAGCUCAUCAUCACGGAGAACGGCUUCUCUGACCAAGGCCAGCUGGACGACGUAGGCCGCAUCAACUACCACAAAAGUUACCUGAGUGAGGUGCUGAAAGCAAUUUACAUUGACAAGUGCAACAUUAUAGGUUACACUGCCUGGAGCCUUCUCGACAAUUUUGAAUGGACACGCGGUUACACGGAGAAGUUCGGGCUUUAUCACGUCGACUUCAGCAAACCCAGCCGACCCCGCACUGCGAAGAGCUCGUCAAAGGUUUACGCAGAGAUUAUUCGUACUCGGAAGAUACCUCAGGGUGACGAGCAGUGAUCACAGUGCAACCAGAGAACCAUAUCAAAACUGCAAAAUUUAAUCAAUAUGCUAGCAAAAAUGUUAGCCAUCUCCGUAAUUGCUACAGAAUAUAUUUUUUUUUUUAACCAUAUGAGGGACAUUGAAACCAAAACAUUGAUCCAGUAGGCAACUGGUCCAAUUUUUGUGAUGAUGUGUUAACCAGUUUUCAGUUGUUUUGUGAUAGCUUGUAUUUUAACUAUGAAUAAAAAUAUAUUUAUAUUAAACAAAGGUUAGUACUGACUUAACACAAAUAUGAAAAGAAACAAUGUGAAGUUUCAACUAAAAUAAUAUUAUUGAAUAUAUAUAAUGUAUAGAAGUCGCGAGCCCAGGUUAAAUUUUCUGUCCGGUUUCUUAGAAGAAUUGUUGUAGUUCCAAGCUCCGCCGCUGCGAUCGCUUUCAUCGCUGGGUAUCGGCCGUAUACGCCCCUGGUGGUAUUUGGCAGAACUAGGUUAACCAGCCCAGUCGUGACAUCAUCCUUCACCCCCCCCCCCCCCUCUUCGAAAAUCCCAGACCAACGAUUCAAAUUACCCGGCAGGUCUUAUCAGCAUCGUUAGGCGACCUUGAAGAGGAGCUUCCCUUACCGUCAUUUGAGAAUGAUGAAAUCCCAAAAGAAGCUAGCCACGGAAAUCACUGAAUGAUGGGAUUCUGUACCCGAGUGAAGUGAAAAUUAGCUAUUAAAACUUUGUAUUGGGUCAAUAGUCAGUGUUC